AUGUCCGUGCACUUUGAGGAGAGGAGCGGGGUGGUCCCCUGUACCACUCCCUGGGGGUCCUGGUACCAGACUAUGGAGGAGGUGUAUGUCCAGGUCAACGUGCCCAACGGGACCUCAGCCAAAGAAGUCAAGUGCCGCCUUGGAUCAAAAGACAUCGAGCUCCACGUGCGAGGACAGGAGAUAUUUAAGGGAAAACUGUUUGGGUCGACUGUCUCUGAUGAAGCAACAUGGACUUUAGAGGAUAAAUGUCUCAUCCAUAUCGUCCUAAUGAAGACAAACAGAGAGGCGGGUAACUGCUGGUCGUCUCUGUUGGAAGGGGAAUAUUGUGCCAACGCAUGGGUCCAGGACCAGAUGCAGAGAAAACUCACUCUGGAGCGGUUCCAGCGGGAAAAUCCUGGUUUUGACUUCAGCGGUGCAGAAAUCUCUGGUAAUUUUGCAGGAGGUGGCCCAGACUUUUCCAGUUUGCAGAAGUAA
Messenger RNA from Knipowitschia caucasica, 474 nucleotides. Lineage: Eukaryota; Metazoa; Chordata; Actinopteri; Gobiiformes; Gobiidae. The record is from the annotation of a GenBank genome assembly.